Messenger RNA from Ramularia collo-cygni, 369 nucleotides. RefSeq lists its product as uncharacterized. The transcript has a single exon. The coding region runs from base 1 to 369 and encodes 122 amino acids. NCBI's taxonomy places the organism in Eukaryota, Fungi, Ascomycota, Dothideomycetes, Mycosphaerellales, Mycosphaerellaceae. The record is from RefSeq and is a predicted model, not a curated record.
AUGACCGACCUGAAACUCUGCACCAAGAUUGGAGAAUCGUACGCGUUCGACCAGUGGGGCAACGACUUCCACGAAGACGGCCUUCCUACCCCACACCUUCUUGAGCAAUGGAGCGAAAGGAGUAAGCAGAACGCUGGCAUGCGGCUGGAAGAGAUGCCCAGCUUCAAGUUGUGGAAGAGCGCCAAGACGAGUCAUGCGGAGUCGAGCGGCGGCGGCAGUCACUUCUACGAGUACACCCCGAGCUUGGACGAGAGGCAGAUGAAUGAAGCUGUGAGGGAGUAUGGAGAAGAGCUAGAGAUGACCACAAGCGAAGGCCGAUGGUCACGUUGCUGGAACGAACAUGCUGGCCGAGUAUCGGAAGCUGCUUGA